Messenger RNA from Clavispora lusitaniae ATCC 42720, 543 nucleotides. NCBI's taxonomy places the organism in Eukaryota, Fungi, Ascomycota, Pichiomycetes, Serinales, Metschnikowiaceae. The record is from RefSeq and is a predicted model, not a curated record.
AUGAAGAGAAUUUUUUUGAUUGAUUGUCCUGGUAUUGUUCCUCCGAGUAACAAAGACACAGAAUCAGACAUUUUGUUCAGAGGUGUCGUCAGAGUUGAGCACGUAUCCAACCCAGAACAAUAUAUUCCUGAUAUGCUUCAGAAAUGUGAACGCAAGCAUUUGGAGCGGACAUACGAAAUCAAGGGCUGGAGUAAUUAUGAAGAAGAUUCGUCUUUAUUGGAGCAGGCCAGUGCGGAGUUCAUAGAGCUCAUCGCUAGAAAACAAGGAAGAUUGUUGAAAGGAGGUGAACCGGAUGAAGGAGCAGUCGCCAAACAGGUCUUGAAUGACUUUAAUAGAGGAAAGAUUCCAUGGUUCGUUCAGCCUCCUAAGGAUGAAGAGGUGAGAACAGGCGAGGAUAAGAAGGCUCUGUUUAAGAGGGCGAGAGCUGAGAGAGAAGCUGAAAAAGACUCCAAAGACAGUGCGAAGAGGUUGAAGAUGGACUCUUCAGAGGGCGAGUCUGACGAUAAAGAAGAAGAAGAAGUUGAAGCUAAAGAGGAAUUAUAA